Messenger RNA from Patella vulgata (common limpet), 3673 nucleotides. Its product is annotated as GATA zinc finger domain-containing protein 14. The coding region runs from base 186 to 1190 and encodes 334 amino acids. The transcript is spliced from 4 exons. Lineage: Eukaryota; Metazoa; Mollusca; Gastropoda; Patellidae. The record is from RefSeq and is a predicted model, not a curated record.
GGAGGUCUUAUUGUGGAGAUCAAGACAGUUUUGAGCACUACCUAUAUUGCGAAGAUGAUGAAAGGAUUUAUAUUAUUUCCGGACACUAUGGCUUCAGAGUGAUUGGGUGUCACAGCUCUUGUUAUAAUAGACCUAAAUAUUGCGAUUGUCUUCUUGACUUUAGUCCUACAGUCAAAUCAAAUCUUAUGAAUUUAUGUAAUGGGACGGAGAAAUGCAACUUUCAAACACCAAAGCCACAUAUUCAAGUUUGCCACUUUUUGGGAGUAUCAUAUAAUGUAAUGUUUGACCGUUAUACAUACUUCUACAUACAGUAUGCAUGUUUGACAGCCACAACUGCAUUGCCAACCAGAAGAACUACAACUACAAUAGAACAAAUCACUACAACUGAAAUAAAUAACGCUAAUGCUAUUAAUUAUAACCAAGAUACACCAGAUACAGCUGUUAUUGCUGGAAGCGUCGUGGGAUGUAUUCUGCUGGUCAUAUUUGUAAUCAUGGUUGUUGUUUUCAUAUUAAAACGAAAAACAAUUGGGUCUUUUAAUGACAGUCGGUUCAAAGGCAACUCAAGAGUCUCUAAUCCAGUAUACGAAGAACCUAGCGAUAGUUACAAUAAUGUUGUUUUCAAGAACGAUAAUUCUCCAUCUGUAAACGUGAUUAAAUUAGCGGACGAUAAUUACAAUCAUUUACAUGAUGCCAAGAACGAUAACUCAAUGACAACUGGUAACACGUACAACUAUCUGGGGCAAAUGGGUAGUGAUUACAACCAUCUACAUGAUAAUAACAACAGACUACGUGUCGAUGAUCAGUCAAGUGGAGCCUAUAAUCAUCUUGGUAUGGUGAAUAAUAAGACACACAAUCCAGAAGAACUUCACAAUGCCAACUACAACCAUAUUGGUGGGUCGAAGGUUGACAAACCUGACGUUGACUAUAACCAUCUUCAUGGUGACAAGAACGAUAUUCUAAAAGCUGAUUAUAACCACUUGGGCGAAAACAAGAAGACAGAAAUUCCAAAUGACUACAACCAUAUAGGGGACAUGACCAACGAGACGACUGGUGAUGUCCAGGGAGAACAUACACAGGAGGAUGUUCAGUACGAGAUAGCUGACGAUGAAAGGGGAGACUACUCCAAUAUUUCUGAACGACAAUCUAACUACGAAAAUUUUCCCAUUUCGGGUCAUCAAACUUGUGGGUAAUUUAAGUACUGAUGUUCGUUCAAUUACUAACAAACAUUAUAGUAUUUAUCAUUCUAUAUUAUUUUAGGGAAGCAAAAUAUUUACCAAAUUAUAUUUAUAGUUUGUUCAUUGUACGGCAUGUGUGUAGGCCUACAAGUGAAAGCCUCUGUCGCAUUGAGAACCACAACAGGUGGUAAAUGAAAUUAAAAUUUAAGAUGCUUUAUUAUUUUAAUAUAGUAUAUAAUUUGUUUUUCAGAUAAUCGAUGACAUGGAUUUGUGUUUAAGUUACAAUUUGUUUAUUUUAUAUGUUCAUUUCAUUUUGAUUAUUGAUAACAUUCUUUAUUUUGUAUUUUAAAAUAUUCAAAUUAUAGUUUGUACAUUUCAUAUUUAUAUGUCGAUAUAAUGUAAAAUAUAAAAUGCUAUAUUAUUAUUCCGUCUUCGUUGGCCCAGUAGGGGUUGAAUAGUAGGACGCUACACCCCUUUUCAUUUAUAUUAUAUUAAGAUAUUGCAGUUAUAGUUUGUUGAUAUGGUCAUAAAUGAAAAUUAACUAGUUUAGUUGAACAUCAAUAUUGCUAGAUAUAUUGAAAGUAAAAUAUAAAAUGUUUUAUUAUAUCUAACGUAUUACUAUUUUUUUAAUUUUAUAAAUUACUUGAUAUAUUAGCUGUUCAUUUUUAUGAAAGUGAUAGUGACAAGCUACCAGUUAUAUUUUGUUAAUUUGUAUAUGGCGAUAGUUGAAAGUAAAUGAACUGUCUUUUAAAGGACAAUACAUUGGUGUCAGUCAUUAUCACACAUGUGAUAGAACUGGUUAAACAUGUUCUAAAUAUAAUUUUAACACAGGAAUAAUUGCAACCAAUAUUGUCCUUUAAUGUUAAAAUGUUGCUAUUACAGUUUGUCGAUGCUGUGAGAACUGAAAGUAAAAUAUGAAAUGUUGUAUUACAUUGGCAUGUACAUAUAGUAUUAGUUUGUUCAUUUUAAUACACCUAUAUUUUCUUGUGGUCGCAAUAUGUCGUCGCCCCCCGUCCUUCUGGUCGUCCGUGUGUCCAUAUGUCCAGACGUCCGUUCACAUUGUUUGCAGACAUUCUACAAGUCACGAUUUUUAUAUGCGUUUGAUAAUAAUUACAAUCAAAUUUUUAUAUCCCACGUAUUUGGCACGUGCUGAGCAUUAGUCAUGACCGGAUAAGACAUACAAAUAACUUUUGCACAAAAACAAACGAGCUAAAAUAUAUGUAGUUAAACUACCUGGAAUCCUAAUAAUUUCUAUUUUUCAUUUCACAACCCUUCUAAUACACAGUUUUUGGUCUUUUACAUACUUUAACAGGUCCGUUAAUAGUUAUUGUGUUUGUGGCUUCAUUUUAUAGUAUACUUAACUGUUACGACCUAGAUAUUUGAUUCAUAUUGUUUACAUUGUGCUUAAUAACGCCAGGAUAGUUUUUGUUAAAAGGGUCGCAUGUGAUUGUUAUCUAUAUAUUUUUAUUUUGUAUUACGUUUAAUGUUUCCUAUCACUAACUGACUCACAAACAGGAUAAUACAGGUUAGGUCAUAGUUCAUCCCGAUUUUCCGGCGUGGUUCCCCUUGUCAGUGAUGCAGAUGCAGCACGGAGGGCCUGACAAGGACAGCUGUCUAGUCGUUCGGAUGGGACGAAAAACCGAGGUCCCGUGUACACAUUGGCGUGCACGUAAAAGAUCCCUUUACAGUUGCAAUUCGAUAUAAGAGUAGGCUGUAGUGCCGCUAUCGGGGCAAAAUUUCCCUCAUAGCACACUGUAUGGCGUAUGCCCGUCUUCAUUAGCACAGUUUGGAGCAGAACAGUAGUUCGUUAAAUCCCAUUGCAUUUCAUUUCAUAUCAGGUUAGGUUAUAGGUAGGCUACAAUCGCUAAUGCAUUGAGCAUAAAUGCUUCGGUAUACAGGAAAUUAAAAUCCCCUAGUAAUGUUGUGUGCUAUUUAUGAAAAUGUUUAUACGAAAUCGUUUAACUUUAGAUGCAUUCAAUUAGGAUUAUCUGGUACUACACUUGUAAUCAUAUUGCAGGAGAGUCGAGAGGAGGAGUGUACUAAGCUAUCAGCCCGAAUAUUGUACAUGGUAAAGAUGUCAUCUCUAUUCAAAGCAAAACCGUCACCAUACCAUUAAACUUCUUGCUUAAUUUGGUACCCCUUUACUUGUACUUUUGUGAGGUCCAUAGUCCUACGAAUUAUUCAAGUUUCACCAUCAUAACCUCUUUAAUAGUAGUAAAUUUAUGAAUUUUCCCUCGUAUUAUUCAGUUUUAAAAUACAGAUGUGACGUCAUCCUUUGAUGUUGGCGUACCAUUAUUUGAAAUAAUGUACGGACAACUUGCCAAUCGUACAUUAUCUAUACCAGAUGAAAUAUUGGACUCGAGUGACGUAUUUCAUUGAAAAGCUCGUGCGGGAUAGUGUCUGUAUUUUAAGUUGUUUAAUGGUGUCGAGCUAAAGACAUUGCGUAAUACAUUGAAACAACACUCGGCUAACGCCUUGUGAAGUAUGAAUUCUCGACC